AUGAAGUCGGCUGUCAUCUUCUCGGCCGUCGCCCUCUUCGGCGCCGUAUUCGCCGCUCCCCUCGAAACCUCUCCCAACGAGGCUUCCCAGCUCUUCGCUCGCAAGCUCUGUGUGGCUGAGGAGGGCAUUGCCUGCUACUACGACAGCAACCGGUGCUACUGGCACGAAUGCUCCCACUGCAGCUGCGACGGCGUCAACAACGGCGCCAAGCUGAUCCGCCGCGACUGCACCGACGCGAAGGACGCCGCCCACUGCAUUUAUGUCUCCAACCUCAAGGCUUAA
This is a messenger RNA of Colletotrichum abscissum, 282 nucleotides long. RefSeq lists its product as uncharacterized. The record is from RefSeq and is a predicted model, not a curated record. The transcript has 2 exons. Lineage: Eukaryota; Fungi; Ascomycota; Sordariomycetes; Glomerellales; Glomerellaceae. The coding region runs from base 1 to 282 and encodes 93 amino acids.